AUGGCCGCGCCGCUGCACACCUGGUUCACUUCGCCCGCGCGGACGCACAGCAACUUAGCGCAGGCGAAAGAGCUGCCCUUGCACCUGAUUCAGCUCAUCCUCACACACCUCGACGAUGUCGGUGACCUCGCGCGCAUCACGCGCACGUCGCGUCUGUUCUACUACAUGACGCUUCCGCGGCUCUACGAGACGGUCACGUUACACUCGUAUGCCGAGAUACGAUACGUAGAUGGCAGGCCAGAAGGCUACGGCAAUGGCAGCCCGUUUGCCAUGGGCCUCAACACGCUCGUGUCGCGAAACUUUGGCGACUACAUACAGACGUUCCGGGUCAAAGGCGAUUGGCGAGAACAUGAUACGGAGGAAUACAAGCAGGGCCGAGUGCCGGACAACAGCAUGAUACUGCAGGUUGUCAUGCGUGCCGCCAUUGACAAGAUGAAGAACCUCAAGGCUUUCGCUUGGGAGCUGAGCACUCCUCCUUUGUAUACCGUCUACCAGGGCAUCGCAGCCAGGACGACGCUUGUCUCGCUCACCCUUCGGUGUCAAACCAAACGAAUACCACGGCCAACCACCAUUAUACCUCCGCUUCCGAACCUGACCACUCUGAUCGUGUACGAUAUCGAUCCUCUCUGCUACCCCGACGAUAUCUCGCUGCUUCUGUUGGGUUCCAAAAAGCUCGAGCACCUCACAUUACACUGGAGUCCGCGCAUGCGGGCUGUAGGCGAAGAGUCGAUUUCGCUGCACUCGUUAUUCGGACGAUGCAUGUCUGCCAAGUAUUCUAUACCUCUUAAGCACCUGGGAAUAUACAACAUCUACACUCGCUUCUCCGACGAUGGCUUCCACCAUGUUAUCCGCCCCGACACCAAUACAGAGCUCACCCUGAUCAACGCCAUGGGCUCCUCGGACCCUAUGACCGUUUUUGCCGACGACUCUUGGAGGAUACACAGUAAUCACCCGACGCCUCACAACCUGAAGGUGAUGCGCACCGAUAAUACGGAUAAAGAGAGCGCUGUCAUGCUAGGCAAAUUCAAGGGCAUGGAGCGGUUUUACAUUCAAGUUGGCUUCGCUUGCUCAGUGCCACCGCUUGAGUCUCUGCGCCAGGUCUUUGCUCUAGUGCCCAAGCUCUGGGCCGUCCGUUUUCUAUUCCGCCCAAGCUCUGACACAAGCGAGGCGCCGUAUCAAAUCACGGAUGCGGAGAUGCAUGCCUUCGCGAUUGGAACAGAGUUUUGGCGACCGGAGUAUAAGAACAUCAAGUACGUUGGCUACGGCGACAGCAUCGUGCUCAAGCUAGGCGACGUUUACUACCCAUCAAAGAAGGAGUCGACACCGAACACCCAGGACAACAGUAUGAACGCGAAAAGAGCAGGACCAAUAAGAAAAGUAACAGUUGUGAGAAGGGAAGAUGUGAAUCACAUCGAGAUUUGGGGCAAGGACACUACGGAAUUCGAUCCCUUGAACCCUUGA
Messenger RNA from Alternaria viburni, 1461 nucleotides. RefSeq lists its product as uncharacterized. Bases 1 to 1461 code for a protein of 486 amino acids. The record is from RefSeq and is a predicted model, not a curated record. NCBI's taxonomy places the organism in Eukaryota, Fungi, Ascomycota, Dothideomycetes, Pleosporales, Pleosporaceae. The transcript is spliced from 4 exons.